Molecule: messenger RNA, 2616 nt
Organism: Anopheles nili
Lineage: Eukaryota; Metazoa; Arthropoda; Insecta; Diptera; Culicidae
Gene: mas
Product: protein masquerade
Exons: 6
Coding region: 1-2616 (871 amino acids)
Biological process (GO): proteolysis
Molecular function (GO): serine-type endopeptidase activity
Source: RefSeq, a predicted model, not a curated record
AUGAACCUCAAAGCUGCAGCUGUAUUGCUGCUCCUGAUAAGCGGAGCAAACUGUCAGGACGAUUCAUUGGCUGGGAGCUUUCUGUCAGGACUGCUAGAUUCGAUUACAAGCACAGAGGAUGCGAAAGGAUGUCCGGGAGUGUGUGUCCACACCCUGGCCACACUGAUAUGUUUCGAGGUGCUGGACGACAUUCCUUGUCCGUCUCCAAGCAUGAAGUGUUGUGUGGAAAGCAGUGCGGCCGCUGCCAACAUCACGACGACCCCACGGCCACGUACUACAACCACGACGAUGCGUCCGACCACUACGACGCCAAAACCGACGACAGAGGCUAAAAUAAAGGAAAAGGACAACAAGAACAAUUCAUCGUGUCCGGGCGUUUGUGUAGCGGACCGAAUCGCAGAAUACUGCGAGGCGUACUUGACGACGGCCGGUUUGUGUAAAAGCGGCUCGAAAUGUUGCGUUUCACGUGACAUCUACCCUGACAAUCCGCCCGACGAGCUGUACAUCCCGACGGCGCACUUCGAUUCGAAGACGAACAAAACCACCACCCCAAAACCAUACGCGAAAACGUCAGAGCGGCCACAUACCACCGAGGAACCGAUCAAAUCGAAAACUAAUCCAACACCGAAGCCAACGCUCAAGCCCACUAAACCGGCUCCGUCGAAACUGAAAACCCCACUAACGCAGCUGGCCAACGGUGGUCAGGGUCCGGUUCUGAAGGAAUGCGAAGGCGAGUGUGUAAACGGAUUGCUGGCGCUGUUCUGCGAUGAUGUCGACAGUGAAGCCUUCUGUCCCCACGAUGAGUCCUGCUGCAUCACUGGCGUGGCCGAGGACAACAAGCAGCAGCUCGUGACUACCACGAGGAGGCCAGCGACUCCGCCUCCAUUGCCACGGUGUCCCGGUUUCUGUCUGCUAAACAUCAUGGCGGCGUUCUGUGAACGUCCCUCGGUGCUAAUCCCAAACACAGCCAACUGCAAACGUGGUUCAGUCUGCUGUGAUAACACGCGUGCACCACCACCACGUCCUCCACAGCAGAAACGACCACCACCGACUACAACCACGACGACACCUGUCCCGACGACCACGGCGGCACCAGAUCCUCGUGAGGAAUGCCCCGGUUCGUGCAUCGUCAGUCUGCUCAGCUUCACCUGCUUCCGUAACGCCGAGAUGACGGAUCUUUUCAAGUGCAAGAAGUCCGGAACGCAGUGUUGCGCACCAAAGUCAAAGAUCCAGGAACUUCAGCAGGCUGCCGCCAGCAAGACAAAGUACAACGACACCAACCCUGGGGUCUACCCAGGACAACAGGGUCUACUUCCGGCGCCACCUUCGCAACAGCAACAACCCUAUCCGAUGCCACCAGCGGCCAUGCCGGCAUUGCCACCUCCACCAGCACCUCAACAGGUGCAGGCACCACUUGCACCUCACCAGCCAGGAGCUGGUUAUGGUCCGCCGGCACCAAAUCCCUAUCCCGGUCCGAUCAGCAACAACCUGUACGAGGUCCCACCAACACCUGUAGCACCAUACGCGCAGUCUCCGGUGUAUGAGCCACCGACGACAACUCCGCGACCACAGGUCUACUCGAAGUACGUGUGUGGUGUAAAGGGUACCAGCCGUGCGUCCAAGUCCUUGCUGGGUCGUGAGGUACUGCGUCAGGAACUGACUCGUACUUCACCUCGCCAAGCUCGCCACAUCGAUGCGGAUGGGUCGUACAAGUCGAAGAGUUCCGAGCGGCUUGUAUUGGGCAGCAGUAUUGUGCCAAUACCGAUCAUCUACCAUGACCACAACGACACAGUGCCCGAGGACUUGCUGCACCAUCCGAGCCUCAAGGAGAAUGCAACGAUGGCGAAAUACUGGGGUCACCAGCAUCGGAAGGGGCGCGUCGUGGGUGGAGAAGAUGGCGAAAAUGGCGAAUGGUGUUGGCAGGUGGCGUUGAUCAACUCCCUUAACCAGUAUCUCUGUGGAGCGGCCCUCAUCGGCACACAGUGGGUGUUGACGGCGGCGCAUUGUGUAACGAAUAUCGUGCGGUCAGGUGACGCAAUCUACGUACGCGUUGGUGACUAUGAUCUGACGCGCAAGUACGGUAGUCCCGGUGCUCAGACGUUGCGUGUGGCCACUACGUACAUCCAUCAUAACCAUAACAGCCAGACGCUCGAUAACGACAUUGCAUUGCUGAAAUUGCACGGUCAAGCCGAACUGCGUGAUGGAGUUUGCUUGGUAUGUCUACCGGCACGUGGUGUUAGCCAUGCCGCUGGAAAACGCUGCACAGUGACGGGCUACGGUUACAUGGGCGAAGCAGGUCCAAUCCCGCUGAGGGUGCGCGAGGCCGAGAUCCCAAUCGUCAGUGACACCGAGUGCAUUCGCAAGGUGAACGCGGUCACGGAGAAGAUCUUCAUCCUGCCAGCGUCCAGCUUUUGUGCCGGUGGUGAGGAGGGUAACGACGCCUGCCAGGGAGACGGUGGAGGUCCACUUGUCUGCCAGGACGAUGGGUUCUUCGAGCUGGCGGGACUGGUGUCGUGGGGCUUUGGAUGCGGGCGCGUGGACGUGCCGGGUGUCUACGUGAAGGUGUCAUCGUUCAUCGGAUGGAUCAACCAGAUCAUUAGCGUUAACAAUCAGUAG